Messenger RNA from Punctularia strigosozonata HHB-11173 SS5, 939 nucleotides. RefSeq names its product FMN-linked oxidoreductase. Gene Ontology annotation, biological process: 'de novo' pyrimidine nucleobase biosynthetic process; UMP biosynthetic process. Lineage: Eukaryota; Fungi; Basidiomycota; Agaricomycetes; Corticiales; Punctulariaceae. Gene Ontology annotation, molecular function: dihydroorotate dehydrogenase activity. The transcript is spliced from 2 exons. Bases 1 to 939 code for a protein of 312 amino acids. The record is from RefSeq and is a predicted model, not a curated record. Gene Ontology annotation, cellular component: cytoplasm.
AUGGCUCAACUCGGCCGCAUUCUGGUCUCUCCACCCCUCAUCAAUACCUCCUGCGCUUGGGCCAGCGAGCAGCACGAGCUCGAAGCGCUCUACGCCUGUCCGCACACCGGCGCGGUCACAACGCGCACGGGCACGUUGCACGGUUUCCAGGAAGACGCAUCACACACCGUAGCGUUCACCUCCGACUCCACAUCCUCGAUCAAUUCCUACGGCUACUCGCCGCACCCCCUCGCGCGCUACCUCGAAUGGGUCGACGCCCUCCUCUCCGCCCACCCAUCCGACACCAAACCGUUCAUCGUCAGCCUCACCGCAUCCUCCGCCACCGACCUCUCGACCAUGCUCGCCUCCGUCCGAUCCCUGCACGCCAAACACCCCUCCCGCAUCGCCGUCGAGCUCAACACCUCCUGCCCCAACAUCAAAGCGUCCCCGCCGCCGGCGUACGAGCCCGCCCAACUCGUCCCGCUCCUCCGCCCCCUCGCGGACGCGUUCCGCGCCGACCGCGACCUCACGCUCGGGCUCAAGCUCCCGCCGUACGUGUACGCGGCGCAGUUCGAGCGGCUGCUCGCCGCCGUGGAGGAAGUCGCGGUCGAGCGGACGUGCCCGUUCGCGUUCUUCACCUGCACGAACACGCUCGGCAACGGCCUGCUCUUCGCGGACCAGGCGCGAGCCGGGGGCGUCGGGGAGGGGUCCGCGCUCCUGGGCGGCGUCGCGGGCGACGCGCUGCACGCGCUGGCGCUCGGCAACGUGCGCACGUUCCGCAGGAUGCUCGACGCGCACCCGGAGCCGUCCGUGAGGGCGAUCGGGAUCGUCGGAGCGGGCGGGGUGACGGGCCGGGCGGCGGCGGGGCGGAUGAGGCGCGCGGGCGCGGCGGUCGUCGGGUGCGCGACGCUGCUCGGGCGCGAGGGCGUGGCGGCGUUCGAGAUGCUGGCGGGCGCGUGA